GAAAAAGCAUGAUCAGUAAAGAGCUAUCCAUCAUCUUAUAACAAUGAAUAUGAUAGCCGAAUUACUAUUGACGGUAGUCUGUUUUGUAGCAGCAGCACUGAUACCACUUGUGAGCUUAAGCCUUAUCAAUGGAUGUUCUUGGACAUGGUCGUGGACCUCAUGCUCAUGGUCAUGGUCGAGUUCAUGGCGCCUACCAUUUGUGACUCUCUCCCUCCAUGAUUCUGCUCUGGGAAGACUGCUCUCUUGCUUCAACAGCCACAUACAAAGAGUACUAUCCGAGUUAGUCGACGACUCUUAUCCUCCUGCUGAUCAGGAACAAGAACCUUGUUUAGUGAAUGAAGAAGAUUUGAAAGUAUUGGUUUCUCAUAUUGAGGAGACUGACGGCGGUCCACCUUGGAAUCUCAUGAUGGAGCAGUCUAUUCCUUCCUUGACAUACAAAGCUUGGUAUCGUGAUCCACCGUUAGGCCCGACACAGUACCGUACUAAAACAGUUUUCGAAAAUGUAUCACCAGAGGUAUUGAGGGAUUUCUUCUGGGAUGAUGAAUUCAGACCCAGGUGGGAUAAGACGCUCAUUCACGCCAAGGUUCUAAGCGUUUGCCUCCAAACUGGUACCAUGAUUGUUCAUUGGAUUAGAAAGCUACCACUACUCUGCUGCAAUCGAGAAUAUAUCAUAAUCCGUCGCAUUUUUGAAUCUGCAUCAGGGUAUUAUUGCGUGACAAAGGCAACACCAUAUCCAUCCAUACCAAGGCUAAGAAAACCAAAACGAGUAGAUGUCUAUCAUUCAAGUUGGCAUAUAAGGCCAGGUAUGUAUUUAACUUCAUUUUUGUCACGGUUUCUGUUCACUAGUAGAAGUCUAUUGCGCUCAAGCAUUACAUCGAAAACCUAUCUUUCAGUGAAACCCAGGAAUGCAGAUCAGCAAAUGGGAUCAGAAGUGCUUCUAUUUCACUACGAAGACAUAGGUCUCCCAAGAGAGGUUGUCAAAAUGGGCGUCAGGGCAGGAAUGUGGAACAUGGUAAAGAAACUACAUUUAGGAGUUCAGGUUUACAGUAUGGAAAAAGCAAAUGAUGAAUCUCCUUCAUUCCAUGCAAUUUUGGCACACAUAACUACAAAGCUUCCGGCUUCACCAUCCACAAUCAUGUAUCACAUCCCAGAAGUCGAAGCAUAUGAGAAUGCAUGCCAGAGCCAAAAUCCACAAGAACAAGUAACAGAGUUCAUAGUUCAGUAAAUGCAAAAUGGAAAAUAAGAAGUCGCUAGCUCCCUCAGAACUUGUAAAACUUGUCUUCAACAUUAUAUUUUCAGACAAGGCUGAAACUUAUAUAGUAGUGUUCAUCACUGGGAGCCAGAAGCUUUGUAUCAAAACAUGUUAUUUCAUUAUGUAUCAAAACAUGUUAUUUGAUUAU
Molecule: messenger RNA, 1400 nt
Organism: Rosa chinensis
Lineage: Eukaryota; Viridiplantae; Streptophyta; Magnoliopsida; Rosales; Rosaceae
Product: stAR-related lipid transfer protein 7, mitochondrial
Exons: 4
Coding region: 44-1225 (393 amino acids)
Molecular function (GO): lipid binding
Source: RefSeq, a predicted model, not a curated record